This is a messenger RNA of Sphenostylis stenocarpa, 1617 nucleotides long. Lineage: Eukaryota; Viridiplantae; Streptophyta; Magnoliopsida; Fabales; Fabaceae. The record is from the annotation of a GenBank genome assembly.
AUGGCAUCUCAUUUACUCAAUCAUUCCGCCAAGAUGAGAAAUGCUUCAAAGUUACUGCACCGCGAGCGCGCUCUCUUGAUUCGUUGGUUUUCCGGCGAUGCUCAAUCCUCUCUCCACCGGAACCGCGAUGUGUGGAAAACUAAGUUCCUUGAGUCUUCAACAAGAAGCAGUGUCUUUGAACCGGCCUCCGGCUUUAAUAAACAUUCAUUUGGUACGCAGAAGAGAAACAUGUCCAUGGCUAGCAUCAAACGGAGUUCCAUGAUAGAGAUUUCACAAGCUACCUCUACUAGUCUGUGGCCAGAGUUUCUACUCACUAGUGACCUUGACUUUGGAUUGAGCUCUGAGGCUGUCACUCAAUCACCUGAUAUGGGUAACAUUGCGAGAUGGUUGAAGAAAGAAGGUGAUAAAGUCUCUCCUGGUGAAGUGCUCUGUGAAGUUGAAACUGAUAAAGCUACUGUUGAAAUGGAAAGUAUGGAAGAAGGUUAUCUGGCCAAGAUAAUCCGAGGAGAUGGGCAAAAAGAAAUUAAAGUUGGUGAGGUAAUCGCCAUAACUGUUGAAGAUGAGGGGGAUAUUGCAAAGUUUAAAGAUUACAAACCUUCAGCAUCUGAAUCAAGUGCGCCUGCUGCCACAGAAACAUCUGCCCCAUCCCCACCAAGGAAAGAGGUGGUGGAGGAGCCUGCCCGAGAACCUGAGCCAAAGGUUUCCAAACCUAGUGCACCACCGUCAUCUGGAGAUCGUAUAUUUGCUAGUCCUCUUGCUAGAAAGUUGGCUGAAGAGAAAAAUGUACCUCUCUCUAGCAUUAAAGGAACAGGACAUGAAGGACUCAUUGUGAAGGCUGACAUUGAAGAUUUCUUGGCUUCUGGUGCUAAAGAAGUUUCGGCCCCCUCAAAGGCCAAGGGUGCAACAGAUGCAGCUUUGGAUUAUACCGACAUUCCUGUCUCUCAGAUACGGAAGGUCACUGCUUCACGGCUAUUAUUAUCAAAACAAACUAUUCCUCAUUACUAUUUAACAGUGGAUGCAUGUGUUGAUAAACUCAUGAGUUUACGGACCAAACUCAAUUCAUUACAAGAAGCCUCUGGUGGAUCCCGCAUAUCAGUUAAUGACCUUAUAAUCAAGGCUGCUGCUUUGGCUCUCCGUAAAGUUCCUCAAUGUAACAGUUCAUGGGCAAAUGAUUAUAUUCGCCAGUAUAAUAAUGUGAACAUUAAUGUGGCUGUGCAGACUGAUAAUGGACUCUUUGUUCCAGUCAUCAGGGAUGCGGACAAGAAAGGCCUCUCUACAAUAGGGGAGGAGGUCAAACAAUUGGCAAAGAAAGCCAAAGAAAACAGCUUAAAACCCCAAGAUUAUGAGGGAGGUACGUUUACAGUGUCUAACCUGGGAGGGCCGUUUGGUGUCAAACAAUUCUGUGCAAUCAUCAAUCCUCCUCAGUCGGGCAUUCUAGCAGUUGGAUCUGCUGAGAGGAGGGUCAUUCCGGGAUCAGGUGCUGAAGAAUUCAAGUUUGCUUCUUUUAUGUCUGUGACCCUCAGCUGUGAUCAUCGUGUUAUAGAUGGUGCAAUCGGUGCCGAAUGGUUAAAAGCAUUCAAAGGUUAUAUUGAAAAUCCAGAAUCUAUAUUGUUGUAA